Molecule: messenger RNA, 483 nt
Organism: Lutra lutra (Eurasian river otter)
Lineage: Eukaryota; Metazoa; Chordata; Mammalia; Carnivora; Mustelidae
Product: 60S ribosomal protein L27a-like
Exons: 1
Coding region: 1-483 (160 amino acids)
Cellular component (GO): cytosolic large ribosomal subunit
Molecular function (GO): structural constituent of ribosome
Source: RefSeq, a predicted model, not a curated record
AUGCAUAAGAUGAAGGUAUUCUGGGCUGCUGACUUGCCAUCCAGACUGAGGAAGACCCGAAAACUUUGGGGCCACAUGAGCCACGGCCACAGCCACAUUGUAAAGCACCAGAAGCACCCAGGAAACCAGGGUAAUGCUGGUAGUAGGAUACAUCACCAUAGGAUCAACUUAGACAAAUAUCCCCCAGGUUACUUUGUAAAAGUUAGUAUGAGACAUGACCACUUAAAGAGGAACCAGAGCUUCUGCCCAACUGUCAACUUUGAUAAACUGAGGACCUUAAUUAGUGAGCAGACAUGGGUAAAUGCCACCAAAAACAAGACUGGAGCUUCUCCUACCAUUGAUGUGGUGCGAUCCAGCUACUAUAAAGUUUUGGGAAAGAGAAAACUCCCAAAACAGCCUGUCAUCAUGAAGGUCAAAUUCUUCAGUAGAAGAGCAGAGACGAAGAUUAAGGGUGAGGAUGGCACCUUCAUUCUAGUAGCUUGA